Penicillium maclennaniae is the source of this 1608-nucleotide messenger RNA. RefSeq lists its product as uncharacterized. Gene Ontology annotation, biological process: transmembrane transport. Bases 1 to 1608 code for a protein of 535 amino acids. Gene Ontology annotation, molecular function: transmembrane transporter activity. The transcript is spliced from 2 exons. The record is from RefSeq and is a predicted model, not a curated record. Lineage: Eukaryota; Fungi; Ascomycota; Eurotiomycetes; Eurotiales; Aspergillaceae.
AUGGACGAACCAACAGGUUCUCCGCUCUUCGAGAAGCGGGAAGAAAUCGACAAAGAAUUCGAGGACCACGAGCUGAAACAGAAACGGAAGAAAAACGACGCCCACGUCGAGAACGCUUCCGACUUCGAUCAGACAAGUCGUGAAGAUGCGCCCAAAAUCGAGAAGGCCGGCAAGCGCGAGCUCACGGAAGAUGAAUGCUAUGAUAAAUUAGGCUUCUGUUUUCCAACGUGGAAGAAAUGGACGAUUUUAAGCGUUAUUUUCGUCGUGCAAAUGUCGAUGAACUUCAACAGCGGCGUCUACGCCAACGCCGUCACCGGAAUGACCGAGGAAUUCCAUAUCAGUGAACAAGCCGCUCGAGUAGGCCAAUGUGUCUUCCUCGUCGCCUAUGCGUUCGGAUGUGAGCUGUGGGCUCCCUGGUCUGAGGAGUUUGGCCGCUGGCCCAUCAUGCAGCUCUCCUUGUUCUUCGUGAAUGUCUGGCAGAUUCCCUGCGCUCUCGCUCCAAACCUCGGCACCAUCAUCGUAUGCCGUAUCCUCGGUGGUCUAUCUUCAGCCGGUGGCUCCGUGACCCUAGGAAUGACUGCAGAUAUGUGGGAAGCAGACGAUCAAGGUUACGCCGUUGCCUUUGUCGUCCUGUCGUCCGUCGGUGGCUCAACCAUCGGACCUUUCUUCGGCGGCAUCAUCGGCCAAUACCUCUCCUGGCCCUGGAUCUUCUGGAUACAAUUGAUCUUCGGGCCGCCACACAAACCCUCCACUUCUUCCUCAGAAGCCAAACGACGCCGCAAGAACGGCGAUGAAGUCUACGGCCCUAACGAACUCAAGACUCCCCGACUCGACUUCGCCGACGUGCUCCGCCUCUGGCGCCGUCCGUUUGAGAUGUUCCUUCGCGAACCCAUCGUCCUCUUCCUCUCUCUCCUUUCUGGAUUCUCAGAUGCCCUCAUCUUCGUCUUCACCGAAUCCUUCACCUUGGUCUUCGGGCAAUGGAACAUGUCCACCCUCGCAGUCGGCAUGACCUUUGGCUCAAUUCUCAUCGGCUACAUCAUCGCCUACAUCAUCUUCCUCCCAGAUAUCUACCGCCAAAUCAGUCUCCGCCGCAAACAAGGCGCAGCAUCCCGUCUCGCAGAACGCCGCCUCUUACUCCUCCUCUUUAUCGCGCCUCUUGAACCAAUUGGUCUCUUGGGCUUCGCCUGGACAUCAAUGGGUCCGCCCAUUCCAUGGAUUGCACCCCUUAUCUUCGCCUGUCUGAUCGCCAUGGCAAAUUACGCCAUUUACAUGGCUACAAUCGACUACAUGGUCGCAGCCUACGGUCCAUACAGUGCCUCCGCCACUGGAGGAAAUGGAUUUGCGAGAGAUUUCCUCGCGGGUAUUGCUACCAUGUACUCAACGCCGAUGUACCAGAACAUGGGAAGCACACAUAGUUUGCAGUGGGCUAGCACGUUGCUGGGAUGCGUUGGCUUCUUGGUCAUGAUUCCGAUUUAUGUCUUUUAUUGGAAGGGUCCUGAAAUCCGGAAGAAGAGUAAAUUCGCGCAGGAGCUUGAGGCUGAUCGUGUGCGGCAUGGAGAGACUCGCAGAGCGAGCUCGUUUGCUGCUUCCCAUGCUGGGCAACCCUAG